Serinus canaria (Common canary) is the source of this 2152-nucleotide messenger RNA. RefSeq names its product NADPH dependent diflavin oxidoreductase 1 (gene NDOR1). NCBI's taxonomy places the organism in Eukaryota, Metazoa, Chordata, Aves, Passeriformes, Fringillidae. The coding region runs from base 62 to 2098 and encodes 678 amino acids. The record is from RefSeq and is a predicted model, not a curated record. Gene Ontology annotation, cellular component: cytosol. The transcript has 15 exons. Gene Ontology annotation, molecular function: flavin adenine dinucleotide binding; FMN binding; NADPH-hemoprotein reductase activity.
CCCGGCCCGGCCCGGCCCGGCGGCGCGGGGCGAUGGCGUCACGGUGACAGGCGACAGGCGGAUGACGUCACCAGGCGGGGAGACGGUGAGCGGCGAGUCCCGGCGGCUCAGCCUCGAUGAUGACGUCAGCGGGAGCUGUCGCGAAAUGGUGACGUCAGAGGCAGGAUGGGGCCCGUCCAUGAUGGCAGAACAGGGACUCCUGGUGCUCUUUGGCAGCCAGACUGGCACAGCUCAGGACACGGCGGAGAGGGUUGGCAGAGAGGCCCAGCGGCGGCACCUGCGCUGCCGGGUGCAGGCCCUGGACAGCUGUGACCUGGUGAGUGGGUGGGACACGGGGCUGCUGGGGAACUGCUGCUCUGCCCUGGACAGCUGUGACCUGGUGAGUAGGUGGGACACGGGGCUGCUGGGGAACUGCUGCUCUGCCCUGGACAGCUGUGACCUGGGCAACCUCAUCCAUGAGCCCUUGGUGGUGUUUGUGUGUGCAACCACAGGCCAGGGAGACCCACCUGACAACAUGAAGAUGUUCUGGCGGUUCCUGUUCCGGAAGAGCCUCCCUGCCAGCUCCCUGUGCCAGCUGGACUAUGCCGUGUUGGGCCUUGGGGACUCCUCCUACCCCAAGUUUAAUUUCAUUGCAAAGAAGCUGCACAAACGGCUGCUCCAGCUUGGGGGCAACCCACUGCUGCCCGUGGCCUUGGGAGAUGACCAGCAUGACUUGGGGCCAGAUGCAGUGGUUGAUCCCUGGCUCGUGGCCUUGUGGGAGAAGAUCCUUGCCUUGUAUCCUGUCCCUCCUGGCCUUGAGAUCAUCAGUCCCGACGCGCGCCUGCCCCCCAAAUACACCCUGCACUACCUGCCUGAGGACUCCCCACACCCUGAGAGUGCCGUGCUGCAGCCUGCAGCCCCCCGAGCUGCUCCCUGCGAGCUGCAGCCCUUCGCUGCCCGCGUGGUGUCCAACCAGAGGGUCACGGCACAGUCCCAUUUCCAGGAUGUCCGGCUCAUCGAGUUUGACAUUGCGGGCUCAGGGAUCACGUUCAGUGCGGGGGACGUGGUGAUGAUCCAGCCCCAGAACUGCCCUGAAGAUGUGCAGCAGUUCUGCCAGCUGCUGCGCCUGGAGCCACACAGACGCUUUAUGCUGGAGCCCACAGACCCUGGCACAUCCCUCCCUCCCCUCCUGCCACAGCCCUGCACCAUCCAGUACCUGGUGACACACUACCUGGACAUCUCCUGUGUGCCACGGCGCUCCUUCUUCGAGCUCCUGGCCUCCUUCUCCACGAAUGAGCUGGAGCGGGAGAAGCUGCAGGAGUUCAGCUCGGCACAGGGCCAGGAGGAGCUGUACAGCUACUGCAACCGGCCCCGCAGGACCACGCUGGAGGUCUUGUGGGAUUUCCCUCACAGCACAUGUGCCAUCCCAGCUGAUUACCUGCUCGACCUCAUCCCUCGCAUCAGACCCCGUGCCUUCUCCAUCGCCUCCUCCCUGCUGGCCCAUCCUGAGCGGAUGCAGAUCCUCGUGGCCGUGGUGCAGUACAAGACACGACUCAGCAAAGCCCGCCGUGGGCUCUGCUCCACCUGGCUGGCUUCUCUCAACCCAGAGCAGGGUGAUAUCCGAGUGCCUCUUUGGGUGAAGAAAGGAGGAAUGAAGUUCCCAGCUGACCCUGCCACCCCUGUGAUCAUGAUUGGCCCUGGCACAGGGGUGGCACCCUUCCGAGCAGCGAUACAGGAACGGGUGGCACUGGGACAUCGAGGGAACUGCCUCUUCUUUGGCUGCCGACACCAAUCCAAGGACUUCUACUGCCAGGCAGAGUGGGAAGAGCUGGUGACAAAGGGCUUCCUGACACUCUUCACAGCCUUUUCCAGGGACCAGGAGGAGAAGGUUUAUGUCCAGCACCGCAUCCGGGAGAAUGGGAAGCUGGUGUGGGAGCUGCUGAGCAGUGAGAAUGCUCAUAUCUACCUGGCUGGGAAUGCCAAGCAGAUGCCAGCAGCAGUGGCUGAGGCCCUGCAGUCAGUGUUGCAGCAGGAGGGUGGCCUGUCCCCACUGGAAGCAAAGGAGCAUUUAACAGCCCUGGAACGGUCCCGGCGCUUCCAGUCUGAAACCUGGUCGUGAGCCUGUCUCCCUGCCUCCCUUCCCACUGCCUGAAUAAAAGAGCCAGCAAAGGGA